Molecule: messenger RNA, 1657 nt
Organism: Cinclus cinclus
Lineage: Eukaryota; Metazoa; Chordata; Aves; Passeriformes; Cinclidae
Product: endoplasmic reticulum transmembrane helix translocase-like
Exons: 6
Coding region: 19-1029 (336 amino acids)
Biological process (GO): extraction of mislocalized protein from ER membrane; intracellular calcium ion homeostasis
Cellular component (GO): endoplasmic reticulum membrane
Molecular function (GO): membrane protein dislocase activity; P-type ion transporter activity
Source: RefSeq, a predicted model, not a curated record
UCUGAGGGCGGAGGGAAGAUGGCGGCGGCCGCGGCGGCCCCUAACGACGAGCUGGUCUCGUCGGUAACGCUUUACCGGCGGCGGCCGCGGCUGCUCCGCGGUACCGUGCUGCCCUUCGCCGCCGGUCUCUACCCGGCUUGGUUAUGGCUGUGGGGACCGCGGCUGUGGGCGCCGGCGGAGGCGGCGGGGCCGCCCGAAGCGGCGCUGUUGGCGCUCGGCGCCAUCGCGGCGCUGCAGCUGCUGACGGCGCUGGCCGGGCUCUGGUCCGUGCACGCCGAGUGCGCCCUGAGCUGCGUCAGGGAACCCUGUCCCCAAAAAGCCACCCUGGCCAAGGUGGUGCCAACCCCCAACAACGGCUCCGUGGAACUGGUGCCAAUCCACAGGGAGCAGGGUGAGGACGGGCAAGAAUCUCUGAGUUUUGAAUUCCAAAAAAUUAAAUAUUCCUACGAAAUCCAUGGAAAAAAACAAUUCCUGCCUGUGGCUUUUCCUGUGGAGCAUCCCUUGGGAUUUUAUCAGAAUUCCAGAGGGUUCCAGGAGGAGCAGGAAAUUCGGGAAGCAGAGAAGAAAUUUGGGAAUAACAAGGCAGAGAUGGUGGUGCCAGAAUUCCUGGAGCUUUUCAAGGAAAGAGCCACGGCGCCGUUCUUCGUUUUCCAGGUUUUUUGCGUGGCUCUGUGGUGCCUGGAUGAGUUCUGGUACUACAGCGUGUUCACCCUGGCCAUGCUCGUGGCCUUCGAGGCCUCCCUGGUGCAGCAGCAGCUCCGUAACCUGUCGGAAAUCCGCAGGAUGGGAAACAAACCCUUCAUGAUCCAGGUGUACAGGAACCGGAAGUGGCGCCCGAUUCCCAGCGACGAAAUCGUGGCCGGGACCUCGUUUCCAUUGGUAAAAAAAAAAUGGGAAUUUUUUUUAGAGAAAAAAAUUCCUAAAAAUGGGAAUUUUGAUGGAUGUGUUCCCAAAAUUGGGAUUUUUCUGUGGAAAAAUGGGAUUUUUUUAAGGGGAAAAAUGGAAUUUUUUAAGGGAAAAAUGGGUUAAAAAAUGGGAAUUUUUAAUGGAAAAAUGGGCAAAAAAUGGGAAUUCUUUAAUGGGGAAAAGGGCAAAAAAAAUGGGGAUUUUUUUAAGGGAAGAAUGGGAUUUUUUAAUGGAAAACUGGGCUAAAAAGGGGAAUUUUUCAUGGGAAAAUGGGGUAAAAAAAUGGGAUUUUUUAAUCGGGAAAUGGGCUAAAAAAUGGGAUUUUUUAUGGGAAAAAUGGGUAAAAAAUGGGAAUUUUCUGUGGGAAAACGGGCAAAAAAAUGGGUAUUUUUUAAGGGAAAAAUGGGAUUUUUUAAGGUAGAAAUGGGAUUUUUUUAAAUGGAAAAUUUGGCUAAAAAAUGGGAAUUUUUAAUGGGAAAAUUUGGCUAAAAUAGGGGAUUUUUUUAAAGGGAUAAAAGGGCUAAAAAUGGGAAUUUUUGGAUGGGAUCAAUGGGAUUUUUGGGUGGAUCAAUGGGAUUUUUGGGUGGGAUCAAUGGGAUUUUUGGGUGCGAUCAAUGGGAUUUUUGGGGUGGAUCAAUGGGAUUUUUGGACGGAUCAAUGGGAUUUUUGGACGGAUCAAUGGGAUUUUUGGACGGAUCAAUGGGAUUUUUGGGUUGGAUCAAUGGGAUUUUUGGACGGGAUCAAUGGGAUU